This is a messenger RNA of Fraxinus pennsylvanica, 1329 nucleotides long. The record is from the annotation of a GenBank genome assembly. NCBI's taxonomy places the organism in Eukaryota, Viridiplantae, Streptophyta, Magnoliopsida, Lamiales, Oleaceae.
AUGGAGUUCAGUCUGAGCGGGAAUGCACUCAAGACCUUCGCUCGCUCUAUCACGUGCCUCGCACGCAUCGGGAACGAGCUCGUCCUUCAGGCCUCUCCAUCACAGCUCACUCUUCAUACUCUUAACUCGUCGAGAUCAGCAUAUCAAUAUAUUACAUUAAGGCCCGAUUUCUUUGAUGUAUAUAGAAUAUCAGGUGCCCAGAUGCAAUGCAGUGUGCUUUUGAAGGCAAUCUGUUCUGUUCUAAGAACACCCAUUGUGAGUAUUGAUCAUUUGAGUGUGCGUUUGCCUGAUCCUGAUGCAUCGAAGGUGCAGUGGACUUUGGACUGUGUUAAUGGUAUGAAAAAAUCCUAUUGGAUUACUUGCAAUGUUGAACCUGACGUACAACAACUAUCACUUGAUCGGAGAAAGCUUCCCAGCAACUUCGUAGUAAGGCCUCGUGAUCUUAAUAGAUUAUUAGCUAAUUUUCAAUCAACCCUUCAGGAGAUCACGUUCAUUGCAACCCAACCUUCUUCCUUACCUCUCGAUGCUGCAAAUGAAAUUGGCGGGAAAGCUGUUGAACUCAGAAGUUACAUAGAUCCUACCAAAGACAAUGAUUCAACACUACACACACAGCUGUGGAUAGAUCCUGCUGAAGAGUUUGUGCAGUAUACUCACUCUGGGGAUCCUGUAGAUGUAACAUUUGGAGUGAAAGAAUUGAAGGCAUUUCUUGCAUUCUGUGAAGGAUGUGAAGUUGACAUACACUUAUAUUUUGAUAAAGCCGGCGAGCCGAUCCUGAUGGCGCCGAAAUUUGGAUUUGAUGAUGGUUCUAAUUCAAAUUUCGAUUCUGCCCUGGUGCUUGCAACUAUGCUGGUGUCACAGCUCAAUGGUGUGAAUUCUACGGAACCUGCAGUAGCAGCAGCCACUGCUUCUCAUGGAACAGAGGCCCCAGUAAAGUAUGGAUCAAAAGGAAAUGUUUCUGAACAUCAGUCUGAUCACACCAAAAUAUGGUCUGAACUCUCAGGAAGUGCCGCAAGAAGUGGUAAUGGUGCUGAAGUUAGGCAAGUUCCAGGGGAAAGAAAUCGAAGUACCAACGAGCAGAGGACGACUCAGGGGAUUGGGGCAAUGCACAUAUCGAAAGAUGGAUAUGCUGCUGGAAUGACUGGGGAUCAUAAUGACUGCCAUCCCGUGCAAAUGGAUAAUGCUGAACAGCCUCAAGAUGGGGCAGAACUGAAUGGUCAAGUUAUCUCACAACGUCAUCCAAGUAACUGGGUGGAUGCUGAUGAGGAAGAUGAUGAAGGGGAUGAGACUGACUUAUGUGUGCGCUCAACGCCUCCAUACUAUGAGGAAUGA